Messenger RNA from Archocentrus centrarchus (flier cichlid), 1037 nucleotides. Its product is annotated as transmembrane protease serine 13. Gene Ontology annotation, biological process: proteolysis. The record is from RefSeq and is a predicted model, not a curated record. Bases 115 to 1029 code for a protein of 304 amino acids. The transcript is spliced from 8 exons. NCBI's taxonomy places the organism in Eukaryota, Metazoa, Chordata, Actinopteri, Cichliformes, Cichlidae. Gene Ontology annotation, molecular function: serine-type endopeptidase activity.
CCAUCACCAGCCUGUACAUCUCGUGAGCUGUUAGUAGUUGUGGGAAUUGUUGUCUCCAUAAUAGUGAUCAUCACUGUUGCUCUCUUAGCUGAGUUCUUGCUGUUUCCCUCUGAGAUGGAUGAAUCAACUCCUCUCUGUGGUGGGAAAGGGAGCUGCAGUUUCCUAACGCAGCGGCCCUUUCUGCCCCAAAAUCCAGUGAACCAGACAGGAAAUAUCACUGCAGAUUGCUCAGUUCUGUUCAGUGAUGGCCGUCGGAUUGUUGGAGGGACCUUAGCUGCAAAGAAUGAUUGGGGCUGGCAAGUCAGCAUGCAAUGGAGAGGGAAACACGUCUGUGGUGGUGCCAUCAUCUCCUCUCGCUGGGUGAUCACUGCAGCUCACUGCUUUGUUGAAAAUAACAUGCUUCAAGUGGAUGACUGGAUGGUGGUCGCAGGCACUGUAAGCAUUGCACAAAAAUCUCUGGGCCAACACUAUAGGGCACUGCAGAUCCUCUACCAUCCUAACUAUGACAAGGACAAGGAGAAUGACUAUGAUGUGGGGCUGCUGCGCACCAUCACAGACAUGGCCAUGAUGGGUGGGGUUCGACCCGUCUGUUUACCCAGUCCAAAGGAGCUCUUUUCUGCUGGAGCAGACUGUUGGAUCACAGGCUGGGGAUUGAUAAAUGAAAACACAGGCUAUAUGUCAGAUGAGUUAAGGCAGGCCCAGGUGAAGGUAAUACCUCAGUCCAUCUGCUCCAGCUUGAGCGUUUAUGGUGACUUUAUAACUCCUCGAAUGAUUUGUGCUGGUAGCAUGGGUGGAGGGGUGGACUCCUGCCAGGGUGAUAGCGGUGGACCUCUUGUAUGUGAGACUCACGAUGGGGACUGGAAACUGGCAGGCUUGGUGAGCUGGGGAGAUGGAUGUGCACGACCCAAUAAACCAGGUGUCUACAGCAGAAUAACUGAACUGCUUCCAUGGGUUGAAAGCUAUGUCGACAUACAGGAUAACACAGAGGAUUUGACCGAGAACACCAUGACCAUUAAUAAAAUGCCUUAAAAGCUGAC